CAGACCUGUCUGUGGCGCCUUGUCAACAGCAGCUGCGUCUAAUAUAAACAGUAUAGAGUCACACUCCGUUUUCCGUUUUUGAGGAAUGGAAAACAAGAAAUUUAAAAUAAAUCUUGACGAUUCUGCUUUCAGCAGGGAAAGAAGUCCGGUGGCAUCUCUUUUCAAGCCCUCGUCAAAAGGAGGCCAUGGAGAGACGUCGUCCACCCACAGUGCCCCCCAAGCUGCUGGCCAGCCAUUAUCCUAUGCAGAGUUUAUUGUCCACAGCAAAAGCAGAGAAGCUGCCAAAGGACCAAACACACAAGAUGCGCCCCGAGAUGCAGGGAAGAAAGUGGAUAUGCCUCCCAAAUGUGAAUCGUUUACAAAAUCUUCCACAGACUUUGGACAACCUCAGACCAGAACAAGUGAGCAUGAGGGUCCGGGACCCAGUAAAGUGGAAACCACUGCAGUUUCAAAGAUGCAGAAGGAGGUUCUGGAAGAAGGAGAGAAGAAAAAGGAGGAAGGUCAAGGCCCUGAGGAACUCCGUGUUACCCCACAUCUGUUAGGGUCAGGGAACAGCAUAAUUGUCAGCCCUAGACAGAGAGGAAACCCGAUCCUGAAGUUUGUCAGGAGUGUUCCAUGGGAAUUUGGAGAAGUGGUGCCUGACUAUGUCUUGGGUCGAACAACAUGUGCUCUCUUUCUCAGUUUGCGGUACCAUAACCUGAAUCCAAACUACAUCCAUGAGCGGCUGAAGCAGUUGGGGCAAUCUUUCACACUCCGAGUGUUGCUUGUGCAGGUUGAUGUGAAAGACCCUCAUCAUGCGCUGAAGGAACUGGCCCGAAUCUGCAUCAUGGCUGACUGCACGCUCAUGUUGGCCUGGAGCCCCGAAGAAGCUGGUCGUUACUUGGAGACAUACAAAUCUUAUGAGAAGAAGCCUGCAGAUCUACUUCAAGAGCAAGUAGAGAAGGAUUACCUCUCUAAGGUUACUGAUUGUCUAACCACAGUGAAGUCCAUCAACAAGACUGAUUCCAUCACGCUGCUCUCCACAUUCUCUUCUUUGGAGGGCAUCAUUAAUGCAUCAAAGGAAGAGCUACUGCUGUGUCCUGGACUCGGCCCUCAAAAGGCAAGAAGGCUGCAUGAUGUUCUUCACCAGCCCUUUCUGAAGUCCAAAAAGAAAGAAAGCUGAGGAGACGUGGACUCCUUUCAGAUGAGCAAGUUCAAACACAGAAUCUCUUACAACGCACAUUAGGACUUCACUAGGUCCAGGCUUGGAGCUCUAGAUUGUUUAGAGAUAACAGUGCCUCUCUAAUAGCCAGCUGGAGGAAGCUCUGUGGUUGGGUAUUUUGUCUUUAAAGGAUUGAAUCAGAGGAGCUGAAGUGCAUUUAUCUCAAAGUGGCUAGAUUUAAAUCCCAAUUAUGGCCCUGAAUAAUGUUUUUUUUGUGUGUGUGUCUAUUAUUUCUUUGUUACAAUAAAGUAGUAUUUUUUUAA
Pygocentrus nattereri (red-bellied piranha) is the source of this 1464-nucleotide messenger RNA. RefSeq names its product excision repair cross-complementation group 1 (gene ercc1). The transcript has 9 exons. Gene Ontology annotation, biological process: mitotic recombination; UV-damage excision repair; nucleotide-excision repair. Gene Ontology annotation, molecular function: damaged DNA binding; single-stranded DNA binding. The coding region runs from base 86 to 1162 and encodes 358 amino acids. The record is from RefSeq and is a predicted model, not a curated record. NCBI's taxonomy places the organism in Eukaryota, Metazoa, Chordata, Actinopteri, Characiformes, Serrasalmidae. Gene Ontology annotation, cellular component: ERCC4-ERCC1 complex; nucleotide-excision repair factor 1 complex; nucleus.